CAAUACAUGGAUGUCAACCACGACAGUCGUUUAACAAAUGCCCUGAAUUGAAAUUUAUCAGCUGACCACAGGGUUUUUUCAUAAAACUGGACCGGAAGCUUUAUGGUGUCUGAAGAACCUUGAGACAGGAUACGGUCUCUUACAAUCCGGUGUGACAAGAAAUGAGCGUGAAUGCCCCGAUAUUCGACCUUGAGUCCGUGCUGAGGCACGUAUCGCGUGGUCGGCAGGUAAGUGGGAGAACAGGGCGGCCCACUGACUCAGUGCCUUAUCGAGGAAGCAACCAUCGUCGAGCUGAACGAGGACAAGUCAAGUGCCGACGAACCAGACGCUGCGGAUGGAAGUGACAAAUCGUCAUUUUGUGUAAACGAGCAACAAGAAAUGGGCAGCCAAACAGAGAAACUCAACGCAUCUUUCCUAGAAGCUAUCUGGUCCAGCGAUCUCAAGUAUGCCAAGAGAUUGCUGAACGAGGGAGCGGACAUCGAGACGGCGAAUGAGUUCGGCGAGAACGCGUUGCGCAUAGCAGCUCAGAACGGGAGCGUGGAGUGCAUUCGGCUUCUGCUCGAGCGAGGUGCAAAACUCGACUCCAAGAACGAGCAGGGGGUGACCGCCCUGCACACCGCCACUAUUUUCAAAGCUCUGGGCUGCGUCAAAUUUCUCCUGGAUAAAGGCGCGGACGUCAACGCCCGGGACUCAGAGGGCGUCACCGCUCUACACAUAGCCGCACUCAACGAGCACUUCGACUGCGUCAAGAUGAUUCUCGAGAGGGGCGCAGACGUCAAGGCGAAAAGCACAGGAGGGUGGACCCCGCUGCACACGGUCGCACAGAGUGGACAUCUCGACUGCGUCAGACUGCUGCUGGAGAACGGAGCAAACUCAAACGAGAAGACGGUGGCGGAAGGGUGGACCCCGCUGUACGUCGCGGCAGAGAAAGGUCACACGAACUGCGUUCACCUGCUGCUGCAACAUGGAGCGAAAGUGAACUCGGAAAUCCUGCACGUUACCUCUCACGAUUCUCUUAAGGCACUCCUAAAGAACGGAGCAAAUGCCAACGCAAAGGACAGCAGAGGGUACACCGUCCUCCACACGGUUGCUGAAAAUGGAGACGUCAAGUCCCUCGAGAUCCUGCUCAAGUACGACGCAGACAUUCACGCAACAACACCCGAACGCGAUUCGGCGCUCCACGUAUCAGCGUCCAGCGGUCGUCUAGACUGCGUCAUGAUAUUGCUGAAGAAGGGAGCCAAUGUUCAUGCCAAAAACGUCUUGGGACUGACAGCCCUUCACAAAGCGGCGGAACAAGGGCACGUGGACUGUGUGAAGGCACUGGUUGAGAAGGGCACGAAGGUCGAUUCAAAAGACGACAAAGGCGGGACUCCACUUCACAAAGCUCUUGAGAGGGGGCACCUCAAGUGUGCCGAGUUGCUGCUACGUCACAGGGCAGAUAAGCACGCGACAACCAUAUAUGGGCACACGGCUCUGCACAGGGCUGCGAGGUGCGGCCAUUGGGAAUGUGUCAAGAUGCUGAUCGACAAGGGUGCGGACGUUCGAAUGAAGAGUGCCCUGGGCAACACGGCGCUGUACCUGGCUGCACAAAACGGGAACCCAAACUGCGUAAAAUUUCUAAUCGAGGUUGGAGCUGACGUAAACGACAAGAGUAAGGGUGGGUGGACAGCUCUGCACAUAGCGUCACAAAAUGGUCACAUCGAGUGCGUCAAACUGCUACUCUCGCGCGGAGCUGACGUUGGGACGAAGAGCGCUGGCGGGUUGACGCCCGUCCACGUUGCGUCACACAGCGGUCACUCAGACUGCGUCCUCGCGCUCGUGAAGAAAGGAGCCGACGUAAAUGCCCGAGGGAGCGACGGCUGGACAGCGCUGCACCGCGCUUCCCAGAGUGGACAAGCGAAGUGCAUUCAGACGCUCCUCGACAACGGGGCGACUGUUCACGAAGCGACCGACGGCGAACAGUGCACAGCAUUGUACAUAGCCGCUCAGAACGGACACACCGAAGCGGUCAAGAUGUUGCUUCGUAAGGGUGCGAACCCGGGCAUGCAGACCAGGGGAAAGUGGUUGCCACUGCACACUGCUGCCCAAAAUGGGCACCUCAGCUGUGCGGAGGAGCUGCUGGAGAACGGAGCGCCAGUGGACGCGAAGAGUUCCGUGGGGUGGACUCCGCUGCACUGCGCAGCACGUGGGGGAAGACUGGCGACCCUGAAACUGCUCCUUCACAGCGGCGCCAAGCAGGACAGACGCACGGUGGACGGGAAGACGGCUCUGGACCUGGCCACAGAGCACAACCACGCCGACUGCGUCAGCUUCCUCACCAAGAAGAGGUCAUCGAGGAUCACCAGGAGGAAGUAACACGAUCACAACUCAUUCUCGCAACAUAUUUGUUCUUAUAUAGAGUACGAGUAAAAAUAAACUCUUCUAUCAUCAGCUAAAUAUUUGUGGCUCUUGGGGGGGGGGGAAUUCAAAUUACAAAUCUGCAGUUUACCGUUCUCGAAAUUCAACCGACACGUAAAGUGUUGGAACUAGUUGCCGCGAAGUGCAAGUUUUACGUUAAUAUCGGAAGUUCACAGCAGAUGGAGAAGUGGUUACCACGUGAAAUGAUAGCUCUAUGAUCUUUUUAUACUAAAAAAAAUUUGUAAAAAUCUAUAUUUCUCUAAGUAUAAUAGCUUGUUAUCCAUAGACAUAAUCAAGAAAUUAAAUUUGAAGUCAUUUUACCACGCUGUGCACACUACAAACACCUUGAUUUUAUAAUUCAACGUUUAAUGAUAAGAAUGAUCAAGCGGUCAAUAAAUGUACCACCUGCUGUAACAUAA
This is a messenger RNA of Zootermopsis nevadensis, 2816 nucleotides long. NCBI's taxonomy places the organism in Eukaryota, Metazoa, Arthropoda, Insecta, Blattodea, Termopsidae. The record is from RefSeq and is a predicted model, not a curated record.